AUGUCGGACGACUCUUUCAUCCACGCUUGCGCCGGCGGUGUCGGCGGUAUGGUCGCCAUGACGGCCACCUACCCGUUGGUGGGCAUCUCGACGCGUGCUGCCGUCGAGUCGUCCAAGAACCCCGAGGAGCCGAUGAUCAAGGCCGCGCUCAAAAUCCUGCAGCAGGAGGGCGUCGCGGGUCUCUACGCCGGUCUUAGCUCCAGUCUGCUCGGUAUCGGUGUGACCAACUUCGUCUACUACUUCUUCUUCGAAAAGUGCCGCGAGACGAUCCUGCAGUCCAAGGCCAAAGUUGCUGCUGCUGCUGCGACCUCUGUCACCGCGACGAUCGCCAACGGGGGUGCACUGUCCACCUUCGAGUCGAUCCUGGCGGGUGUGAUCGCUGGUACGGCGACGACGGUCUCGACGAACCCGAUCUGGAUUGUCAACACGCGCCAGACCGUCCGAGUCGGCGUGACCGACAAGGCGCCUCAAUCCGCCGCUGCCAAGGCUGCUGCUGUCAAGCGUCUCGGGUUCCUGCAGACGAUGCAGAAGAUCGUGCGUGAAGAAGGCCCCUUGGCGCUGUGGAAGGGUCUCGGUCCCGCCCUUGUGCUGGUCAUCAACCCCGUUCUCCAGUACACCGCGUUUGAGCAGUUGAAGAACUGGGUGGUCAAGUCGCGCCUCGCUCGAGCUAACGGCGGCAAAGUCGCCCUCUCCGACUGGGACUUCUUCUGGCUCGGUGCCCUGUCGAAGCUCUUCGCCACCGGUCUCACCUACCCGCAGAUUGUGAUCAAGAGCCGACAGCACGCCGGAAGCAGCAAGGGCGCCAGCACCAACAUCUGGACCGCCAUGACCGAGAUCGUCAACCGGGAGGGUAUUGCGGGUCUGUACAGAGGCAUCACCAGCAAGUUGCUUCAAUCCGUGCUUACGGCCGCCAUCCUGUUCUUGGCCAAGGAGAGGGUGUUCAACAUUACAAAGGCGCUCAUGGCCCCCGCCGUCGCCGCCGCUCCCGUCAAGAAGUAG
Molecule: messenger RNA, 999 nt
Organism: Kalmanozyma brasiliensis GHG001
Lineage: Eukaryota; Fungi; Basidiomycota; Ustilaginomycetes; Ustilaginales
Product: Mitochondrial substrate/solute carrier
Exons: 3
Coding region: 1-999 (332 amino acids)
Cellular component (GO): peroxisomal membrane
Molecular function (GO): ATP transmembrane transporter activity; FMN transmembrane transporter activity; AMP transmembrane transporter activity
Source: RefSeq, a predicted model, not a curated record